CAGCUGUGCAAUCUCAAGUGAAACACGAUAAGACGUCUUUGGCGCAAGAUAUGUCGACUUGAAGCUUAAACCUUGAGUAAACAUCAACCCUUGCCACUGCCUCAGAUUCAACAGAGCCAAGUGCCAAAGUCGUCAGAACCCCCACUGCUGACGAAGGUCUUGGGUGCAUUCAGCAAGCGACACUCUUUGAGCUGCAUUAAAAGGCUUGUGCGACACUGCGCUCAUCAAGUGCAUCUAUCUAAGUUGGCAAUGGCCACAAUGUCCAAGAUCUUGUCAAAGGUCUCGAGACAAGCUCUUGCUCUCCUGCUUCUCAGCCAAGCCGCCUCAAGCGCAACGAUAUCAAGAGAAGAUAGCUUGGGAGCUGUAGCUAGCGAGAGUAGGAUAUGCAGUGAGAUCGGGAUUGGAUUACUGCAGAGAGGGGGAAAUGCUGCAGAUGCGCUGGUUGGAACGACGCUGUGUGUGGGUGUGAUUGGAAUGCAACAUAGUGGUAUGGGAGGAGGAGGAUUCAUGCUUGUUCGUGGGGCAGAUGGAUCAUAUGAGUCGAUAGAUUUCAGGGAAACGGCUCCAGCGGCUGCUUUCCAAGAUAUGUACAAAGACAACCCGGCGGCGAGUGUGAUUAGUGGAUUGGCGAGCGGUAUACCCGGUGAUCUUCGAGGUUUAGAAUAUUUGCACAACAAAUAUGGUGCCUUGCCAUGGAGAGCAGUAUGUAAUCCAGCAGUCCACAUUGCUCAGUACGGUUUCCCAGUGACCGAGGAUCUGGUUCGUUAUAUGUAUGAAGCCACUAAAGAUGGCAAUACAUUCUUGACAGAUGAUCCUCAAUGGGCGGUAGACUUUGCACCGAACGGAACACUUCUUGGACUGGGAGAGACGCUCACAAGGAAAAGAUAUGCAAAUACACUAGAAGUAGUAGCUAAAUAUGGUGCAAAAGCAUUCUAUGAAGGGGAAAUUGCCCAAUACACCAUCAAUGCUCUCCAAGCCGCCAACGGCACAAUGACCAUGGCAGACCUCGCAAACUACCGGGUCUCCAUCCGUGACCCCAUCUCAAUAACCUACAAAGGCUACAACCUCUACUCCUGCGGCGUCCCCAGUGGUGGAUCUGUCGCACUCAGCAUCCUCAAGAUCAUCGAAGGCUACCCUUCACCCUCCGAUCUCAACCUCAGUACUCACCGCAUCGACGAAGCCAUGCGCUUCUCAUACGCUGCGCGUGGUGAGCUCGGGGAUCCAGAUUUCUUCAAUUAUAUGACUGCGUAUGAAGCAGAUAUGUUGAGGCCGAAGACGGCGGAGAAGAUUCGAGGGAAGAUUGAUGAUGAGAGGACGAAGAAUGUUACGGAUUACAAUCCAAAGGGGUAUUCGGUGCCUGAGAAUCAUGGGACGUCGCAUAUUGUGACUUCGGAUAGGUCAGGGCUUUCUAUUACCUUGACAUCAACGGUGAACCUCCUUUUCGGGUCACAGCUGGUGGUUCCAGAGACUGGCGUAAUAAUGAAUAACGAAAUGAACGACUUCUCCAUCCCCGGCAUCCCCAACGCAUUCGGCUUCGUCCCCUCACCAAUAAACUACAUCGCACCCAACAAGCGGCCACUCUCAUCCGUAACACCCAUAAUCGUCACUCACCCAAACGGCACACUCUACCUAACCAUCGGAGCCGCAGGCGGCUCUCGCAUCAUCACUUCUACCGUUCUCGCAAUAUGGCAUGUCUUGGAGCAUAACAUGACGUUACCUGAGGCGAUAAGAGAGCCGACGAUGCAUGAUCAGCUUAUUCCUGCGGUGACGACGUUUGAGUACUUGUUUGAUAAUAGGACGGUGGAGAGUAUGCGGGAGAGGGGACAUAAUGUUACGUGGGUGAAGCCCGGGUAUUCUGCUGUGCAGGGAGUGAGGAGGUUGUGGAAUGGGACGUUUGAGGCGGCGAGUGAGCCGAGGCAGUUGAACAGUGGUGGGCUGGCUGUGUAGACAUACUUACCUAGAUAGGGGAUUACCAUAGAAUGUAAAUAUGAAUGUCACAGUACGAAUUUAGAGCUUUGGAGUGGA
Cadophora gregata is the source of this 2025-nucleotide messenger RNA. RefSeq lists its product as uncharacterized. Bases 250 to 1947 code for a protein of 565 amino acids. Gene Ontology annotation, cellular component: plasma membrane. The record is from RefSeq and is a predicted model, not a curated record. The transcript has 11 exons. Lineage: Eukaryota; Fungi; Ascomycota; Leotiomycetes; Helotiales; Ploettnerulaceae. Gene Ontology annotation, molecular function: glutathione gamma-glutamate hydrolase. Gene Ontology annotation, biological process: glutathione catabolic process.